This is a messenger RNA of Brassica rapa (field mustard), 1605 nucleotides long. RefSeq names its product probable magnesium transporter NIPA4. Gene Ontology annotation, molecular function: magnesium ion transmembrane transporter activity. The record is from RefSeq and is a predicted model, not a curated record. Gene Ontology annotation, cellular component: membrane. Gene Ontology annotation, biological process: magnesium ion transport. NCBI's taxonomy places the organism in Eukaryota, Viridiplantae, Streptophyta, Magnoliopsida, Brassicales, Brassicaceae.
GGGAAAAAGGAAUGGUGGCGCAGGAGAGUGACGGGUAGGAGAGUCUUGAUCAGUCAUUUAAGUUUCUCUCUAAAGCCGUUUCCACUCAAUCCUCUCCAGAUCUCACUCUCCGAUCUACAAAUCUCGCCGGAGAAAGCGGAUAUUAGUAGCGGCGAAGUCAAUUCCUGCUUCGAUCUCUCUAAGUCCGAUCUGGGUUUGAAGAAACAGAUAAAAAGAUUCGAUUUUGGGGAGUGGGGUGAGAAGAAUGGCGGAAUCAGGAGGAGGAGGGUGGAGAGAUUCGUAUAAAGGGAUGUCCUCUGAUAACAUCAAGGGCUUGGUGCUGGCCAUUUCCUCUAGCUUAUUCAUCGGAGCUAGCUUCAUCGUUAAGAAGAAAGGUCUCAAGAAAGCAGGAGCCACUGGCACUAGGGCUGGUGUUGGUGGGUACUCUUAUCUUUACGAGCCUCUUUGGUGGAUCGGCGUCACAACAAUGUUACUUGGUGAGAUUGCCAAUUUUGCUGCUUAUGCAUUUGCACCGGCUAUACUUGUUACUCCUCUAGGCGCUCUCAGUAUCAUUAUCAGUGCUGUCUUAGCUCAUAUCAUAUUACUCGAGAAGCUGCACAUCUUUGGAGUUCUUGGCUGCGCCUUAUGUGUUGUGGGUUCCACCACAAUCGUCCUACAUGCCCCUCAAGAGCAAGAGAUUGGUUCCGUGCUUGAAGUUUGGAAUCUUGCAACAGAGCCAGCAUUCAUGUUCUAUGCAAGCCUAAUCAUUGGGGCAGCUGUGUUUCUCAUCGUCCGUUAUGUGCCUCAAUAUGGGCAGACAAAUGUUAUGGUCUAUAUCGGUAUUUGUUCGCUUGUGGGAUCAUUAUCGGUGAUGAGCGUUAAAGCACUUGGAAUAGCACUGAAGCUGACAUUUUCUGGAACAAAUCAAUUAUUUUAUCCUCAAACUUGGGUAUUUACCUUGGUUGUACUUACCUGUGUUGUAACCCAAUUGAACUACUUAAACAAGGCACUUGACACAUUCAAUACAGCUAUAGUAUCUCCUAUAUACUACGUAAUGUUCACAUCACUAACUAUAUUGGCCAGUGUUAUCAUGUUUAAGGACUGGGAUCGGCAAAAUGGUACUCAAAUUGUCACAGAGAUGUGUGGAUUUGUUACAAUACUUUCAGGCACUUUUCUUCUCCAUAGAACCAAAGACAUGGUCGAGGGUUCACCGGUAAUACUACCAGUGCGUAUAAGCAAGCAUGCUGAUGAAGAUGGGUUUGAAUCAGAAGGCAUUCCACUUAGACGCCAAGAAUCUCUCCGGUUACCUUAAAAGCUUUAUUGCUAAGCCAGAGAGGCUCAACCUUUUUUAUUAUCUCAAUCUAUUAUGAACAUGGUCCUAACGAAUACAGAAUGUUCAAGGAGAUGGAGGAAAGUAAAAAAAGAAGCAAAAGAGGACGAGAUCUCACAUCACAUCUUUCUUAUUCUUGGUAAAUAGGCUGUUACUUGAUCAAACAUACGGUAUUAGCACACACCCACGCAUAAACCCUUUUGUGACCUUCAAGAUUUUUUUUUAUAAAACAGAGAUGGGUUGUGCUUAAAUUUGUGUUUUACAAGCAAAUAUAACUUAAAGUUUUCAAUUCAAGA